This is a messenger RNA of Rangifer tarandus platyrhynchus (Svalbard reindeer), 831 nucleotides long. The record is from the annotation of a GenBank genome assembly. NCBI's taxonomy places the organism in Eukaryota, Metazoa, Chordata, Mammalia, Artiodactyla, Cervidae.
AUGGACGGCCCGGCCAUCAUCACCCAGGUGACCAACCCCAAGGAGGACGAGGGCCGGGCCCCGGGCGCCGGCGAGAAAGCCUCCCAGUGCAACGUUAGCCUGAAGAAGCAAAGGAGCCGCGGCAUCCUCAGCUCCUUCUUCUGCUGCUUCCGAGACUACAAUGUGGAGGCCCCGCCAGGCAGCGGCCCCGGCGUGCUUCCGCCGCUGGUGGAGGAGAACGGCGGGCUCCAGAAGGGUGACCAGAGGCAGAUCAUUCCCAUACCAAGUCCACCAGCUAAAUACCUCCUUCCAGAGGUAACGGUGCUUGACUAUGGAAAGAAAUGUGUGGUCAUCGAUUUAGAUGAAACAUUGGUGCACAGUUCAUUUAAGCCUAUUAGUAAUGCUGAUUUUAUUGUUCCCGUUGAAAUUGAUGGAACUAUACAUCAGGUGUAUGUGCUGAAGCGGCCACACGUGGACGAGUUCCUGCAGAGAAUGGGACAGCUGUUCGAAUGUGUGCUCUUUACUGCCAGCCUGGCCAAGUACGCAGACCCUGUGGCCGACCUGCUGGACCGCUGGGGUGUGUUCCGGGCCCGGCUCUUCCGGGAAUCGUGUGUUUUCCAUCGUGGGAACUAUGUGAAAGACCUGAGUCGCCUUGGGCGGGAGCUGAGCAAAGUGAUCAUCGUGGACAAUUCUCCUGCCUCCUACAUCUUCCAUCCUGAGAAUGCAGUGCCUGUGCAGUCCUGGUUCGACGACAUGACGGACACGGAACUGCUGGACCUCAUCCCCUUCUUCGAGGGCCUGAGCCAGGAGGACGACGUGUACAGCAUGCUGCACAGACUCUGCAGUAGGUAG